Messenger RNA from Monoraphidium neglectum, 975 nucleotides. RefSeq lists its product as hypothetical. NCBI's taxonomy places the organism in Eukaryota, Viridiplantae, Chlorophyta, Chlorophyceae, Sphaeropleales, Selenastraceae. The record is from RefSeq and is a predicted model, not a curated record. The transcript has a single exon. The coding region runs from base 1 to 975 and encodes 324 amino acids.
AUGUUGAGACUUGGACAGAUCAGCCAGAACCCAUCAUGGAGAUCAACACAGCCGCGGCCAAGCCUCUGGCUUCACGCCGGUGGCGCUGUGCGCUGCACGAACGACAGGCUGUGGGCGCGGCAGCUGCAGCGGCACCCCAAUGUGGCGCUAUGCACUUCAGGCCGCGACUUGGAGCUCCAGAGCAGAGGUGGCGGCCCCUACUUUGGCCUCACCCCCAUGGUGUGUGUGGACCCAGAGUCUAGGAGGUGCUGCCAGGCCCCGGGCUGCACCACGCACCCCAACUUCAACUUUGAGGGGGAGGCCAAGGGCAUCUUCUGCAACGCCCAUGCAACGCCAGGCAUGGUGAACGUGGUCAGUCCCCGCUGCCAGGCCCCUGGCUGCACCACGCAGCCAAGAUUCAACAUCCAGGGUGAGGCCAGGGGCAUCUUCUGCAAGGCCCACGCUGCGCCAGGCAUGGUGGACGUGGUCAGUCCCCGCUGCCAGGCCCCCGGCUGCACCAAGCAUCCCAGCUUCAACUUCAAGGGGGAGGCCAAGCGCAUCUACUGCAAGGCCCACGCUCAGCCAGGCAUGGUGAACGUGGUCAAGCCCCGCUGCCAGACAGCCGGCUGCACCAAGCGCCCCAACUUCAACUUCAAGGGGGAGGCCAAGGGCAUCUACUGCAAGGCCCACGCUCCGCCCGGCAUGGUGAACGUGGUCAAGCCCCGCUGCCAGGCGCAAGGCUGCACCAAGCGCCCCAACUUCAACUUUGAGGGGGAGGCCAGGGGCAUCUUCUGCAACGCCCACGCUGCGCCAGGCAUGGUGAACGUGGUCAGUCCCCGCUGCCAGGCGCCCAGCUGCACCACGCUGCCAAGCUUCAACUUCGAGGGGGAGGCCAAGGGCAUCUACUGCAAGGCCCACGCUGCGUCAGGCAUGGUCAAUAUUCCAUACUUGCGGCGGCGGCAGCGGCCUACUACCGCAGGAGGCGGUGGUCCCUGA